Molecule: messenger RNA, 2604 nt
Organism: Hirundo rustica (Barn swallow)
Lineage: Eukaryota; Metazoa; Chordata; Aves; Passeriformes; Hirundinidae
Gene: VSTM2A
Product: V-set and transmembrane domain containing 2A
Exons: 5
Coding region: 459-1181 (240 amino acids)
Source: RefSeq, a predicted model, not a curated record
CUGGAUCAGUGUGUAGGGAGGGCAGUCAUCACGCCAUCCUGAGCAGCAAGAGCUGACGUUGGACGAAGCUGCCAGGUAGCUGAAAAAAGGCACAGAAGGCAGCUGAUACCCACUUUUCAACGGUUUGUGUUUUUUUUUUUUUUUACUCUGUAUCUGGACUUCAAGCAACACAGCGCCUGAGACAGCUCAUCUGAACCACACAGUAUUGCAAUACUCGCUCUUCUCAAAGAAAAAGGCUCCACUGAGCAGCAGAAUGCUGCCAGUGUCGCAGCUAGGGCUACAAUACAGAGCCUUUUUGUAACAUUGCAAAUUUCUUUCUGUUCAGAUAUUUGAAAUACAUACACACACUCGUAUAUCUGUUCUUUCUUUUUUGAGGAGACCUUUGGCUUUUUUUUAAUUUUUUUUUAUUUUUUUAUUUUUUAUUUUUUUUAAUCCUGAUGUGACUUCUUCAUCUUGGGAUGAUGGGGAUCUUUCUAGCUUAUAUUGGAUUCAUUUUCUUUUCAGUUAUGUAUAUUCAACAAGGACUUUCUACCCAAGCAAAAUUCACAGAGUUUCCCCGAAAUGUCACAGCCACUGAAGGGCAGAACGUGGAGAUGUCUUGUGCUUUCCAAAGUGGCUCUACUUCGGUGUACCUUGAAAUCCAGUGGUGGUUUCUGCGGGCAGCUGAGGACCAAGAGGCUGGAGCAGAGGUGACAGGCACUCAGGUGGAGCUCCUGCCCGAGCGGGACCUGGACAGCGACGGCACGAAGAUCAGUACAGUAAAAGUACAAGGGAAUGACAUCUCCCACAAGCUGCAGAUUUCAAAAGUGAGGAAAAAGGAUGAAGGCUUAUAUGAGUGCAGGGUGACCGAUGCCAACUAUGGAGACCUUCAGGAAUACAAGGCGCAGGCAUUUCUCAAAGUCAAUGCUAACAGCCACUCUCGGCGGAUGCAAGCCUUUGAGGCAUCUCCAAUGUGGUUGCAAGACAUGAAACCUCGUAAAAACAUCUCAGCAGCUGUCCCAAGUAGCAUCCACAAUUCUGCCAAUCAGCGUGUACGUGCCACCUCCAGCCCCGAAGCAGCAGCCAAAAUCCCCAAACAAAGUCCACAAUCAGCAAAGAGCAAAUCGCCUGUAAAAUCCACGGAGCGGACAGCAAAGUUGACCCUAACCUCCAACCACCACUCUGCACCCAAUGUACUCUAAAUCUCUACACAAGGAGCACCUUCUUCAGGAAGUACAAACAAAAUUACUAAAUAAAUAAAAUAAAAUAAAAUGAAAUAAAAUAAAAUAAAUAUUAUGAAAAAGAAGAGGAUACCACAUGUUUUCUUGAUAUAUCUUAUUUUCUUUGGCGUAUCACUGAUAUUUUAUUUGAAGAGAACUGGUGUGAUGUAAUCAAAUAUUUUGUAACAGCAAGACCUAGUUUUCUUUUCUUUCGGCAAGGAGAAGCCUCAUCCUUGACUUCUCAGGGGUUGGCCUGCGAGUCCUCAGUAUGACAGAAUUAACCAUGGAUGACAUUUGAUUUCCUACACUGAAAGAACCAUUCCAGCCUGGAAGCAAAAAGAGGCCAAACAAUGAAACAAACCAUAGUGAUUUAGCAUAAAUAGGAUACAGUCAAACUUUUUUUUUUUUUUUUUUUUUUUUUUUUUUUUUUUUUUUUUUUUUUUCCCAUGAGGAAUAGGGAGGAGAAAAUAUAUUCUACAAAGCAGCUCAGCAGCCUAGGGGAUGUUGUUUCUGAAAGACAUAUGAGGAUAUUUUUGUUUUGAGAUUUUUUUUUCUUUUUACUUUUCAAUAUAUUAUUCUUUUCCCCCUUUUAGGUUUUUUUUUCCUGUCUUUCUGAUUGUUUCUUGUUCAAUGGUGGCAAGUACCAGCUUAGGCCAACCCCUGAUGACUAUGUGGAGGUUUAUAUAUAUACAUCCUUUUUUUUGUGCGUGUGCGUUCUAUAUUUCAGUGUGUUUUCUCUAAUUUUGCAACUCCUGUAUAUGCAAAACUAACUUAAAUUCUGUAAAUUGCUUACAGUCUGUGUGAUAUAACUUCAGAGUAGACAUACUUUGGUCCUCCUGCAAGCCAGUUUUUAAUAUUAUCUAUGUCGUGCCACCAAGAAACAUCUUUAUUUUAUUUUUUUACAAAACACCACUUUUUAGUUUAUAAUUCAGUAAUGUGUGGAUUUUGUAAUGCAUAUCUUCACUUUGACUGGUUUGACUCCCUUCAGCCCUCUGUUUACUCUGUAAAUGCACAUUAAAAUUUGUUAUGGUCUCUAGACAAUGAAUUAUUUUAGUUUGUAUGUUGUGUUGGAGUUCAGAUACUAAAAGCUCUUUGAACUUGUGAUGUUUAUAGAAGAUGAAGCAAUUCAAUCACUAGAGACUGUAAAAUGCAGGAUUGCAGUCAAAUACUGCACAUAAAGAAAGGUAAGAAAUAGAAAAUAGACAAAUAAACCAGAACAUGUCUUUAAGAAUGUUCUUUUGGUAAAGAGUUUUAGAAAAGUGAAUUUAUUACACUGAUAAAAUAUAUUUGCAUCACAGCUCCUUCUACAUGGCCAAAGAAGUGUCUUUCUUUGCUUUUUCUGAAAGUGGAUUGUCAUUACUCAUUGAUAUUCUUAAUUAAAAUACUUUUUUGUCUGUGAAUUGAA